CAAGACUUGUGUGGAGGAAACGUGUACAGACUCAACAGUUCAACCAUAAUGAAGACGAGAGCGUCAGCGGCGUUGGUGGUGAUGCUGUCAGUGUUGUUGCAGCUGUCGGAGGCAAGACCAGAGAACACCAAAGUCGUCGUUCCAACACUGCUAGAGUCUCCUGCAGAACCCAUUAUUACCAGCGAUAUAAAAGAUGAAAAAGACAUUGUUGUUAACCCAGAAGGCCUUGGUAAAGCCUUCGGCGCGAGUUUACCUGGCUUAGCCGCUGGAGGAUCUGGAUUUUCAGGAGGAGUUAGUACAGACUUUGCGACGAAAUUAUCGGUAGGGGUUGGACCAAGUCAUGGAGCAGGAGCUGGAUUUGCAGCAGGAGCUGGUGUAGGUCACGGAGUAGGAGCUGGUUUAGGUCACGGAGUAGGAGCUGGUGUAGGUCACGGAGUAGGAGCUGGUGUAGGCCACGGAGCAGGAGUUGGAUUCUCAGCAGGAGCUGGUGUAGGCCAUGGAGCAGGAGCUGGAAUCUCAGCUGGUGCAGACUUUGGAGUAGGAGCUGGAUUCUCAGCAGGAGGUGCUGUAGACCAUAAAGUAGGAGCUGGAAUCUCAGCAGGAGCUGGCGUAGGCCAUGGGGCAGGAUCGGCAGUCAUCUCCUCUGUUAUCCCCGGAGCGAAGAAAACAACGACCGUCAAUGUCGGCGUCCCACACACUGGUGGUGAUGGAAAUCACGUGGGAAAACUCUUCAGCGUUCUGACACAAGGAGCAGCUGGAGCCACCGGACACUCUUCGGCUGGUGGUGGAGUCUUGAACCUGUUAUCCUCACUGGUUGGUGGUAUCACCGGAGAAGGAGGUAAAAAUAUAUUGGGUGCUCUUGGACUAGGACCAGAAACUCUCCAGUCUUUUGUUCAGAUAGCCUCUUCAUCCGCAGAUGAUAUCGCUCGUGAAGCCAAUCUGGGACUGAGGUUUGUUGGAGAUGAAAUUCAGUUUCAAGGGGAACAAAGAUUGAAACAAGCCCUACGAGGCGUCCAGCAGGCAGGACGCACAACCGCGCUAGUGGGACAGAACACCUACCGUGGUGUGUUGCAGAAAACAGACUCUCUCAGCGACUUAGCAAGAGGCACAGUACAUAAUGUUGGUACAUAUGCAGACAAAUCUGUCGCAGCAUCGUUCGACAAAGUCUCUGAUACCCUUGGCGCCUUCGGCCGUCUGUUCCAUGACUUGAAGGUAGCAUUCCUUGAUAAUAUCAUCAAGAAGGGAGAGGCUGCAAAGGAACUGGUGGACGAGCAGUCUAAGACUAAGGCAGUCGCUGUUGAAGAGAUUAUUGGCGGUGUAAGAGACGUCACUCGAGACAACAUUCGCGCCAUAACAGGGUUGAAAAAGAGCGUUAAAAAUACUAGGAUAUAAAUCUUCACGUUAUUAGUGACGUGUCCCUCAGAAUACGAAUGGCACUUCGUUAGUCAUACAAAUCGUGAGUGUAUGAGGGAGAUCACUAUACACUAUUACAUACCCAGUAUUCAAAUCAACAUUUUCUUAUGACGUUUCAGAACUGGUGUUACAGUCUUCAUUUGUCAGUAAAACUAUGAAUGGAUUAUAGUUUUCGAACACCAGUAUAUCUGUUGUAGUAAUAACAGUAUAUCUGUUGUAGUAACAACAGUAUAUAUGUUGUAGUAACAACAGUAUAUCUGCUGUAGUCACAACAACAGUACAUCUGUUGUAGCAGCAAUAACAGUAUAUUCGAUGUAGUAACAACAACGGUAUAUCCAUUGUUGUUACUACAACGGUAUAUUCGUUGUAGUAACAACAGCAUAUCCGUUGUUAGUCACAACAACAGUACAUCUGCUGUGGCCAUAACAACAGUAUAUCUAUUAGGCUUGAGAAUUUUCCCAUUAAUUUGUUUCGUAUAUGUCAUAAACCACUGUAAAAGGUAUGCACAUUUUUGAUACCUAUGCACAUCUCCAACUCUGAUUAUCCCUGUGUCUGAUUCCCUAUAAACAGUCCAGUUCUGACGUAAAUUUACAUAUCAAGUAUUGGCUACAUUAAGAGAAACUAACAUUCAACAGCAGUGUUUACACAGUUUCUUGAGUUGUCACGACUCUUAACAUCAACACCACCAACACCAGUUUGUCACUUUUACUUGGAGAAAGGAUGUUGAUCCGUCUGUAGCGCUCCAGAACCUGGUGUCUCAUGUGCUCUACCAGGAACUGUAUCUCCUGGAGGCGAUGCUAGCAGACAAGCCAGAAGAAACCUUCCAGCAGCACCCUUGUUAUGAAACCACCUGCUGGAGGCGAUGCUAUCAGACAAGAAAGAAGAAACCUUCCAGCAGCACCCUUGUUAUGAAACCACCUGCUGGAGGCGAUGCUAGCAGACAAGCCAGAAGAAACCUUCCAGCAGCACCCUUGUUAUGAAACCACCUGCUGGAGGCGAUGCUAGCAGACAAGCCAGAAGAAACCUUCCAGCAACACCCUUGUUAUGAAACCACCUGCUGGAGGCGAUGCUAGCAGACAAGCCAGAAGAAACCUUCCAGCACCACCCUUGUUAUGAAACCACCUGCUGGAGGCGAUGCUAUCAGACAAGAAAGAAGAAACCUUCCAGCAGCACCCUUGUUAUGAAACCACCUGCUGGAGGCGAUGCUAUCAGACAAGCCAGAAGAAACCUUCCAGCAACACCCUUGUUAUGAAACCACCUGCUGGAGGCGAUGCUAUCAGACAAGCCAGAAGAAACCUUCCAGCAGCACCCUUGUUAUGAAACCACCUGCUGGAGGCGAUGCUAGCAGACAAGCCAGAAGAAACCUUCCAGCAGCACCCUUGUUAUGAAACCACCUGCUGGAGGCGAUGCUAGCAGACAAGCCAGAAGAAACCCUCCACCUUCGUUAUGGAACCAUAAAACAUCUCAUUCUCUACAGAAUCAAAUCAUCUUUACCCAAACAUCAAUAUACUGAACCUCUUGUGUUCUUCUUACUCUUAAAACAAAGCUUAUACAAUAUACUGAGUGUAUCAUUAUUCCUUGAUGCCGGCGAUGGGCUCUUGAUCCAAGAAAUUUUAUCCCGUCUCCCCUUCCUUGGAUCGAACCUG
This is a messenger RNA of Cherax quadricarinatus, 3059 nucleotides long. Its product is annotated as fibroin heavy chain-like. The record is from RefSeq and is a predicted model, not a curated record. NCBI's taxonomy places the organism in Eukaryota, Metazoa, Arthropoda, Malacostraca, Decapoda, Parastacidae.